Molecule: messenger RNA, 1231 nt
Organism: Hylaeus volcanicus
Lineage: Eukaryota; Metazoa; Arthropoda; Insecta; Hymenoptera; Colletidae
Exons: 3
Coding region: 321-821 (166 amino acids)
Source: RefSeq, a predicted model, not a curated record
AAAGGUGCGAGCGCUAUUGAUCAGUCAGAACGCAAAGACAGCGUGCACAAGGCUACUCCGUCGCGACAGAAACGUGGAUAUCUGGACAAAGAUUUCUGGGAGUCUUUCCACUCGGGGUACGAGCAACCGCUAAUUUUUACUUCCAUGGAUAUGACCAACGUGAAACCAAGUGAUAAUGGCGGCAAGUUUCGUAUAGAAAAGGAGGACUCGCGGAAGAAGGGCGCAAAUAAUACAGCCCUCGAUAUCAGAGAAACGGAUUCGUCGAAGGAGUACAAGAAAACUACUCAAAGAAAAAGAGGAACGACAUAGAUAGAAAUAAUAUGGAUAUCGACCUUUUGAAACUAAGUAAUUCUCUGUGGAAAAGGGAGACUCCAAAGACGUCGAAUAUUUCGAAAAUCUCUACGAGUCAAAAUCCACUCGCGGUAGAAGAGGAGCCAAUAACAGGGAAAAACGAAGUGGAGGACGAGGUAAUAUUGCUCAAUAAACGGCAAGCAUGGAAAAGAGAAAACGAGGAGCAAUUGGAAGAAGUUGCCUUCGGCGAGGACAUGAGAAAAGGGUUGAAGGACAAAGAAUUGUUCGAGAAACUGACCGAGAUAGAUAAGGAGAAGAGCUUAUCGGGGUCGGAUGCUGAGAAUAAACGAAAAGAUGGGAACGCGGAGACGAAUGUUUCGCCUAUUAGUUCGAACACGCGGCGAGACAAUGAUCUCGAGAUAAAAUACGAGGAUUGCGUUUCAUGCAACCGAAACAGUAAUGAUAGUUUAUCGGAGGAGGACAAGCUGAGGAUUCUCGAAGAAAGGAUAAACGUUUAUUCGGAUCGAUGAAAUUCUCCGCGCGAUAGCAAGGAUCGAAAGAAGAAAAAAUCCUCUAUCCUGCGGAUUUGAUUUCACCCAUUUAUACAUUCACGACUCGAUUAAGAAUUAUUAUGAACCAUAAAUGACUAAAUUUGCGAGAAUCGGUAGAUUAGGGUACAUCGCACGCAAAUCAAGUUCUCGAUGAGCUUCAUCGAAAAGUUUCACGGUAAACCACAGCAAGGAUAGUCUCAAGGAAUGCCGAACAUCUUCAGAGGUAAUCAAACUUUCAACCGAUCGGAAGAGAGAAAACAGAUCAACUAGUACGAGCACAAAGACGGAGUCGAGAGAAAGCGAUGAUCGAUCUUUCUUUGGAUGAAUUUUUCUCGUAAUUAAUAAAUUUAAUUGUUUACACCCUCGCAAAUACAGAAACGCGGACAGUA